AUGGAGAACAGCACCAAGCCCGACCACUGCAUCUUUGCAGCUGGCAUACUUCAGUAUUUACUCCCACCAGUUCUUUUACUGGAGUUCGUGUUUGGAUUACUGGGGAACAGCAUGGCUCUCUGGGUUUUCUGCUUCCACAUUAAGUCCUGGAAACCGAGCACCAUCUUACUGGCCAAUCUGAAUGUGGCUGAUUUCUUGCUCAUCAUCUGCCUCCCGUUUCGAACCGAGUACUACCUGAGGGCAAAGCACUGGGUCUAUGACGAUGCAUCCUGCAGGCUCAUCUUGUUCAUGCUGGCAAUGAACAGGGUGGGAAGUAUUGUAUUUCUUACGGCUGUGGCGGUGGACCGGUACUUCAAGGUUGUCCAUCCCCACCACAGAAUAAAUUUCUUACCAAACCGAAUGGCUGCCCUAAAGGCCAGUCUGUUGUGGAUUCUGUCCGUGGCCGUGACAGUACAUCUCCUGACUAAACCGCACCUGCAUAGGUAUGAGGUACAAGGAAACAUUUCAUAUCAGUGUGACAGUUUUGUCAUUUACCAAAAUAACACUUCUGGAUUUUGGCGAGAUACCUUAUUUAUUGCAGAAUUUUCUUUGCCUUGCUGCAUAAUUUUCUACUGCAGCUACCAAAUCAUCUGCCAGCUGAAGCGAAGGCAGCUGGACAAGCAAAGAGAGAUAAAGAAAGCUGUCAAGUUUAUAUUUGCUGUUGCUGUGGUUUUCGUUGUUUCUUUUUUGCCCAGCGUUGUUUCUAGAAUAUAUGUGUGGAUCCUGCAGUUACAGACGUCUAACUGCGCAACUUUUCAGACAAUUGACAUAACAUUUUAUACUACAGUUUGCUUGACUUAUUUCAGCAGUGCCCUGGACCCCCUUGUAUAUUAUUUCUCCAGUUCUACAUUCAAACUAUUUUUCAAAAGUGUAUUGCAUUUUCAAAAGCCACAGUCAGCACCUCCUUCUGAUAUUGCAGGUAGAAACAGAAGUACAGACGCCGAGGCCAGUCGAACGCCCUCAACAGUCUAUUUAUGAAAUAAAUCUAAGGCCUGGGCAACCAUGCAGUGAAUGAAACCGGUCAAGUUUUCUUUUAUGAGCCACUUUACAUCUCUACUGCAAUGGUUUAUGCAACUUAUCCUCCAGCUCCGUUGGCCACUUGUUAAGGAAGUCGGUAUUUCACUGUUGUUUUCCAUAGACUUUUGUCCGAAUAUGUAAGCAGGUGGCUUCACCAAUCACCAACACAAUUAUAGUCUUGGAUGGACAGUAUCACAGGCGAUAUCAUGACUCCAGAUUUUCACCAAUUUUCAUACUUGCAUUUUUAUUAUUUUUAAUUUUUUCCUUACCGAGUUACUCCCCUCGGCACAAAAGAUCUUUACAAGGGAAACCAGUUCAACAGUGCAAAACUAGUAGGGACAGUUACAGAGUACAUAAACAACCAGACUUACUAGCACUCCUUUGGAAGGUGCCAAAAAGCCCUCCGAUACCAGGCAUGCAAGCUAAAAGGACAACAUGUACAUUCCACCGAGGCAAGACCUGAACUCUAGAACUUGGAGAAAAUAGGCAGCACCAUGCAAAGGACAUAAUGAAAUAAUGGGCUGGAGCCGCAGACCAAAUAAGCACCAGCCCUAACAAAUGCGCAAUGAUGCCACCUUAUGUGGUUCUUAAUUUGUUGGCAUGGCUGUAGAGAUACUGUAUAUUUAAAUAGCGCAAGCGAGGGAUACAUUUAACUGAACUCGAUUUUCAACAUCCACUUUGUUACUGUAAUUGAUGUACUCUAAUACAAGAGUCCAUUUUUAUACAUCAUUUAAUGAUUGUUCUUCAGCAUGAAAAACAUGGAAACAGACUGAUGUGUUAUCGGCAUUAAUCAUAUGUAUUAACUGGAGCAGUGUUACCUUUUACUGCA
Messenger RNA from Protopterus annectens (West African lungfish), 1885 nucleotides. RefSeq names its product hydroxycarboxylic acid receptor 3-like. Bases 1 to 1017 code for a protein of 338 amino acids. Gene Ontology annotation, biological process: G protein-coupled receptor signaling pathway. The transcript is spliced from 2 exons. The record is from RefSeq and is a predicted model, not a curated record. Lineage: Eukaryota; Metazoa; Chordata; Ceratodontiformes; Protopteridae. Gene Ontology annotation, molecular function: G protein-coupled receptor activity. Gene Ontology annotation, cellular component: membrane.